AUGGCGGUUCCUCCUGAGGAGAACCCAUUAUUGACUAGCAUCAGUCUAGGAGUAAGGACAUGCCUUACCAUCGAACCGCCCGUACUGUGUCUCCGCAUGCUUGACAGCGGCAACCUGACUAUCACCAGCCACGCCCGUGCCAGGUCGAGGGUUGCUCUAACCCCAGUCUCACAGAGCCUAGUGAUUGCGAAGGCGCCCCCUUUCAACAUCGCGGGAACAGAGAUAUAUGUAAAUGGUAAGGUAUCCAUAUUCCAACUGCAGCAACCGCCUAACGCUAUUAUUCACAAGUACAUCUCCAUGAUGCAUGCAAGAUUGCUACUUCUCGCUCUUUACACUGCCACCCUUAGCACCCUUCGUGUCUCCUUACAAGCUAGAAGCGGAGUUGGCCACUCUCAGAUCAAGAUUCUAGGUGGCUGUUGUAAGAUGGUGUCUACUUCACCAAGGCGUCCAUCGAAUUCCACAUACGAGAUUGAUUAA
Messenger RNA from Microsporum canis CBS 113480, 477 nucleotides. RefSeq lists its product as uncharacterized. The record is from RefSeq and is a predicted model, not a curated record. The coding region runs from base 1 to 477 and encodes 158 amino acids. Lineage: Eukaryota; Fungi; Ascomycota; Eurotiomycetes; Onygenales; Arthrodermataceae. The transcript is spliced from 3 exons.